GCUGCUUCUGUCGCGAUGCCCAUCAACCGGCGCAGCUUCAGCUCCAUCUCCAUGUCCCGCAGCAGCAGUGGAGGCAUGGGACGGGUCAGCGGGGGCUUUGGCAGCAGAAGCCUCCACAAUCUAGGGGCAAGCAAGAGGAUUUCCAUGAGCGGAGGGUAUUGUUCUGCCAGACCAGGAUACAGUUACGGGCCAGGUCAUGGCGCGUUUGCGUAUCGGGUUGGCGGAUCUGGGUUUGGGUUUGGAGGAGGAGGUAGCUCUGGAGGUAUUCAAGAGGUCACGGUCAACCACCACCUCUUGGUACCUCUUAACUUGGAGAUUGACCCCAACAUGCAGAGAGUGCGGCUGGAGGAGAAGGACCAGAUCAAAUCCCUCAACAACAAAUUUGCCUCCUUCAUCGACAAGGUGCGGUUCCUGGAGCAACAAAAUAAAGUACUGGAGACCAAAUGGAGCCUCUUGAAAGACCAAAAAAUUGCGAAAAAUAACCUGGAACCUAUGUUUGAGGCGUACAUCAACAACAUGAGGAGGCAGCUGGAGACUCUGGGAGGGGACAGAAUGCGGCUCAGCUCUGAGCUGAAGGGCAUGCAGGACGUGGUGGAAGACUUCAAGAUGAGGUAUGAAGAGGAGAUCAACAAGCGCACGACUGCCGAGAAUGACUUCGUGAUGCUGAAGAAGGAUGCAGAUGUUGCCUACAUAACCAAGGUGGACCUGGGGGCCAAGGUGGAAGCACUGACAGAUGAGAUUAACUUCCUGCGAGCCCUCUACGAAGCAGAGCUGUCCCAGAUGCAGUCCCAGAUCUCCGACACCUCCGUGGUCCUCUCCAUGGACAACAACCGAAACCUGGACAUGCGCAGCAUCAUCGCCGAGGUCAAAGCACAGUACGAGGACAUCGCCAACCGGAGCCGGGCAGAGGCUGAGUCCUGGUACCAGAGCAAGUACGAGGAGCUGCAGCUCACAGCUGGCCGGCAUGGGCACGACCUCCAGAACACCAAGAUGGAGAUCUCGGAGAUGAAUCGCAUGGUCCAGCGGCUCCACUCAGAAAUUGAUAACGUAAAGAAACAGUGCGGAACUUUGCAGACGGCCAUCGCCAAUGCUGAGCAGCGCGGGGAGAUGGCCAUCAAGGACGCCAAGGCCAAACUGUCCGAGCUGGAGGAUGCUCUGCAGAAGGCCAAGGCUGACCUGGCCCGUCAGCUCCGCGAGUACCAGGAGCUGAUGAACGUCAAGCUGGCCCUGGACAUCGAGAUCGCGACCUACAGGAAGCUGCUGGAGGGAGAGGAGUGCAGGAUGGCUGGAGAAGGCGUUGGUGCAGUGAAUAUUUCCGUGGUCUCAGCCGGGAGCAGCUUCGGAGCCGGGAACGCACUGGGGCCGGGCUUCGGGAGCAGGCUCAGCGCCGGGGGAGGCGGCAGCGGGGGCUUCUCCUCCAGCGGGGGCUUCUCCUCCAGCGGCGGCUUCUCCUCCAGCGCGGGAAGCAGCUCCAGCGUGAGGUUCAUAUCGAAAAGCAGCAGCAAGAAGAGCUACCGGAGCUAA
Molecule: messenger RNA, 1524 nt
Organism: Calidris pugnax (ruff)
Lineage: Eukaryota; Metazoa; Chordata; Aves; Charadriiformes; Scolopacidae
Product: keratin, type II cytoskeletal 6A-like
Exons: 9
Coding region: 16-1524 (502 amino acids)
Biological process (GO): keratinization; intermediate filament organization
Cellular component (GO): keratin filament
Molecular function (GO): structural constituent of skin epidermis
Source: RefSeq, a predicted model, not a curated record